AUGAUUGAGUUCUUUGAUCUACCAAAUGAGAUCAUUCAGAUUAUUUUCAACUACGUUCCUCAUGAAUCGUUACGUCCACUAGUUGACAUCAAACCAAUUCGAAAUUAUGUGUUGAAUUCAAUGUAUCCAGAGUUAUAUAUUGGAGCUGCGAUAUUUGAGGUGAUGAAAAGGAAUCGAAAAUUCACGGAUUUGGUUGUGAGAAAUGUGAAUGAGUGUAUUGCGUUCUUGGAAUCAACGCCAGCAAUUAGACCAAAAUUGUUUUACUUUACUCAACCAUUGGAUGCAAUUAUAUUUGUCACCAAGUAUCCUCAAUAUUUAAAAGGUGCAAAGAUUGGACUUUCAUUUUUAAUGAUUGAACGCUUUUCUACAUUAACGAAGGUUUUCUGUGAAAAUUAUGUGGAUAAUCCGUUUCCAAUCGAUCAACUUCAUUCUUUUGACUUGGAUUAUUUAGAACUUGAUGGAAUGUCUAAUUUGUCAAAGGAUGUGACAUAUUUUGUUGAAAGAAGAUUUUCGCCAAUUGAUUUAAAGAAACUAUCUUCUAAUCCAUUACAAUUUCCAAAUUUGACAAAACUUGAGUUAUUCGAACCGUUGACGCAAGAAAAUAUGAAAUAUCUUCCUUGUCAAUUGAAAUCGUUAACGUGCACUUUAGAAGCUUUGAGAGAACCAUUUGAAUUUAAUUUUCCUGAUAGUUUAACCAUUUUAAAAAUUAAUAUCAAGGUUGCUACUAAUGAAGAAUUUUAUUUUGAUGUUGCGUCAAUGGAGAAACUUCAAACACUUGAAAUCGAACAAGAUUUUAAGCAAGGAGAUAAACUUGCAUUAAAUCUCCCAGUGAAUCUAAAACUCUUAACUAUUGAUGAAAAUAUGAGACCAAUCAACAAUUUACAGGAAAUGUGUCCAUGUUUGAUUAAAUUGCACGUGUCUAAAAUUGGUUCAGAAGUUAAUCCUACAAAUACAUGGGUACAGCCAUAUCCUCAAACAUUACAACACUUGAAGAUUCCAUAUGGGGAAAUAAUUGACUCCGAUUCUAAUAGUGUCGUUAGUUCUGUAUCUGGAGUAAGUGCUACUUCACACAUUAGCAUGGCAAAGGGUAAAAAACUGGUUUCAGAUAUUUUAUCAUUUAUACCUAGAAAUUUGAGAAUGUUGCAAUUAAUAGGGAAUCGUGAAUUUAAUUAUGACAUGUCAUUAGAUUUUGAAGAUACAGAUUUUGUUGAACUUUCGGAAUUAGAAAUUAAAUUUGCUACUAAUUUAUAUUUAUAUGGUGAUCUUCCAGUGAACUUAACAAAACUUACAUUAAAUUGUAUGUACAUCCAUGAGUUUAAUUUGAAUCAAUUACUUGAUCUCCAAAAUCUUCGUGAACUUUCACUUUCAUCCUUGAAGGAAAUUGAGGAUUUUUCAUUUGACUUUCCGGAAUCUUUGUUGAAAUUGGAAAUUAUAGAUUGUACUGCACCAGGAUUUUUUAUAUCAGCAUCUAAUCUUCAAGAGUUGAAAAUAUCUGGUCAAUUUUGUGCUAUUUUAGAUGAUUCUAAUGUAAGUAUUCCCCAAUCAGUCAAGAGAUUGAGUUUUGAAGGGAACUUCACAAAUGAGUUUUCACCUACAUUACCAGCUGGAUUGGAGGUUUUAGACUUGGGUGUUAAUCGUAUUAAUGGUAUUAAACAUUUACCUAGUAGUAUAAAAGAUUUGAAAUUUGCGAUAAAUUAUUUGGGGCAUUAUUCUGGUGAUUGCUUUGAGUUCCCUGUGGGAUUAGAAUCACUUGAUCUUGAUUGUAAUGGAAUAAAUGAAGCAUGGAUUAAAGCACUGAAUUUAAAAGAAUGUGUUAAUUUAAAAAGAUUAAAUCUUGCCCUCAAUCUGAUUAGAAUAUUGGAAUUGGAGAACUUUCCUAAAUCAUUAAUUCAAUUGGAUCUUUUCAAUAAUAGUAUUCGUGAAAUAAAAGGUACAUUUAAAGAUUUUACAAAUCUUGAAGAAAUCAAUGUACAGUCAAAUGAUUUAGGUGGAUUCUUUGAGACUACCAAUAAUUUGGAUACAUUUUUUGGUGAAAAUAUUAAAUUUAUUGAUUUUGGCUGUAAUCAUUUUACUCAAGAGAAUGUCAAAGUAUUAUAUGAUGAAUUGGUAAAAUAUCCAAAAUUUAUGUAUUUGAAUGUUGAUAAGAAUGUAACACCUCAUGUACGUGAUUCGAUAGAAUUGUGGGAUGGUCGUAUUGGAUGGUCUCGUGAUACAGACUAG
Candida tropicalis MYA-3404 is the source of this 2220-nucleotide messenger RNA. RefSeq lists its product as uncharacterized. Lineage: Eukaryota; Fungi; Ascomycota; Pichiomycetes; Serinales; Debaryomycetaceae. The record is from RefSeq and is a predicted model, not a curated record. The transcript has a single exon. The coding region runs from base 1 to 2220 and encodes 739 amino acids.